Messenger RNA from Lactuca sativa (garden lettuce), 2164 nucleotides. RefSeq lists its product as uncharacterized. The record is from RefSeq and is a predicted model, not a curated record. Lineage: Eukaryota; Viridiplantae; Streptophyta; Magnoliopsida; Asterales; Asteraceae.
CUUCAAGAGAAAACGUGCCCCCCUUACCUCACCUCUCUCUCUCUCUCUCUCUCUCUCUCUCUCUCUCUCUCUACAAUGGUGUGACUAAUACCUACUAUUGACAGGGUUGUUUAAUUUUCAUUCAUGUUACUGUAGAAUCUGGAUGCGUAAAGAGGGUUCUUUACUUUUCAGUCAUGUUACAGAUGAAUUUGAAGGUGUAAAGAGGAAAAGAGGUCCAGGAGUUCAAUGAACAAUGGAUAAUUCUUACGUGAAGAAAAUGGCAGUUGUUGAAUUACACAAGGCGUCAACACUUGAUUCAUAUGUUAAUAAUAAAGAGAAAUCAACCACAAGAACAUCAUCCAUCAGGAAAAUGUGGCAGGAUCUUGAAAGUGAGGGCAAAUGCGAAAGCAUUGAAAGUGAAGAUACCAAUGAAAUUGAAAACGAGAGUCCUAAAAACCAAAAUCAAGAAGCAGUUGAUAAUAGAUUAUGCUUGAAGCGUUCUCCUUCUCUCGAUGUUCCAGCAAAAGAGCGCGUGAGGAAAGUUUUCCAUGAUUGGGGAAGCAAAAGCUUUGAAGGUCAUACACAGUAUAGUUCACGUAUGAAUAAUUGUUCAAGGGCAGAAUCGGUAUUUAUCCGUAGGGUAUAUGGUAGACAGGCUGUUCUGGACUUGUUAGCGAAGUUUAUGAGAGAAAGGAAAACAGAGGUUGAGGAUUUAUUGAAAAAUCAAUUCGUAUCAAAUUUCCCUCAUCGCCCUCGAAUUCAGUCAUUGCUGAAAGGUAGAUUUUUGAGGAACAAAAGAUUUGCAGAAGAUCAAAAACAGGCUUCUGUUGCUGAAAGUGAAUUAGGGUUAUUGAGGCAAACACAUUCUGUAUCUGAUAUAAGGAAGGGCUUCCUCUCUAAAUUGAAUAACUAUGAGAAAAAUGCUUCAGAGGUCAAUGACAACAUCCGACAAGCUGAAGAAAUCGUUCAUGAAAUUGGUGAAGAAUUUGAAACAACUAAUUUAACAAGCAAACAGGAAGCUUACAAUCCACAACAGUUGUCUUCACAAGCAGGAGAAAGACAUGAUGAUGAAGACGACGAUGAUGAUGAUGACGACUUUAUCAUGCAAUAUGAAGAAAGAGACGAUUCAGUGGAAGAAACCAAUCAAAUCACUUAUCACGCUGAAUUCCCACAGGGAUCUCAAUCGAAUGAAGAAGUGCGUUUACAUCCUUUACACACGAGUACAGAUAGUUUAAAUUGGCAAGAAAUUUCACACGCAGAAGAAGAGUGGGAUGAAUCCGAUUCAGAAGAAGAUGAAGAUGAUGACAGUGAAUGGCAUCAUUUAACUCGGACCAACUCAGACGAGGGUAUAGAUGUCAAUUCACCAGUAAGAAGCGACUCUCAAGAGUGGAUCGAAACCCUAGAAAGCAGGAGUAACGCAUUCUAUUGGUUCGAUGACGAUGAUAAUAACGACAGCAGAUUAGAACUCACGCAACUUACAAACAGAAGAACAGUCUCUAAUCUUCUUCAAAGUGAUUUUGGUGCACGUUUGAAUCAUCUGUUGAUGCAAUCAUAUGUGAAUCGACAAAAUCAAGCAUUUGAAUCACAAAAUGAAGCUGUUGAUUCAUCAUCAGUUGUCAUCCCAAAAACAGAGGAGGAAAGGGAGAUAAUCAAUGGAUUAAGGGUUGAUAUGGAUGCACUUCAAGAAAGAAUGAAUGAGAUGCAGAGGAUGCUGGAAGCUUGUGUGGAUAUGCAAAAAUCAGUGCAUCAAGAGCUUAAUUCAGCUCUGAAUCAGUCAUCAUCUUGCUAUUUAUGUUGUGAUGAUGGUUUUGAAUCAUUACCUGAAGAAAGAUCUGGUGUACACAUGUGUAUAUGCUCAAAAUGUGCUCAGAAAAUAAACUGGUCAAAGCUAAAGGAAAGUGUGAGGUGAACAAGUAGUACAAGUUCAAGAGUUAUAGAGAAUGGGAAUUAGCAGAUGGAAUAAGAAAGAAAGAUAGUUAACAGUGUUUUCAUCAAGGUCCUUCUGAUCAUCGGUAUUGUGUGGUGAUGAAAUGAAGAUGCUAGCUUAGUGCACUGAUGACAAAUCCCAAAAAAAAAAAAAAAGAACAUACAUCAUCUUUUAGUUUAUGUAUAUUGAUUUGGAUUUGGGGAAUUGUUGCAUUGGUUUGUUCUUUUAACAUUUAUAUAUCAAAUACACUUACUUACA